Ascochyta rabiei is the source of this 2292-nucleotide messenger RNA. RefSeq lists its product as uncharacterized. NCBI's taxonomy places the organism in Eukaryota, Fungi, Ascomycota, Dothideomycetes, Pleosporales, Didymellaceae. Gene Ontology annotation, cellular component: transcription factor TFIIIC complex. The record is from RefSeq and is a predicted model, not a curated record. Gene Ontology annotation, molecular function: protein binding. Bases 1 to 2292 code for a protein of 763 amino acids. Gene Ontology annotation, biological process: transcription by RNA polymerase III. The transcript has a single exon.
AUGUCACGUCGCCAAUCGCGCAACAAACAACCAACAUCGUACCGCGUUGAAGAUGAGUACUCUUUUCUUGAUGAAGACGUAGAGCCUGGACCAUCCCGAUCGCGAAGGUCUAUCGUCCAGGAAGAUGAGGAAGAUGGAGACGAUUUUAUGCCUGAUGCUCAUGCAGAAGACGAGCCCGAGGACGACUUUGAGGAUGACCUCGUAGAGGAGGAAGAAUCGGAAGAGGAACCAGCUGCAGACGAGGAAGCUUUGGUUCGAGGUUCGUCUAUCAUCGAUGUUGAUGAUAACGACGGCACGCCCUCACGAACGUCUUCCAGCAAAAGGAAGGGCAAGCGUCCCGAGAAUGUCCUGCCCCAGGCCCCAGCACCCAGAGCAAUCGCUCCGGUACAGGUGCCUCACAGCUUUACCAGAAGUGGUGGGAGGAAGGUAAAUAUGGAUGACGACAAGAUGCGUUCUCGAGGUGUCGCAGACUUCAGCAAACAAGGAGGACAAGAAGUACGAUUGAAGGAUCUCUUUGGUCCCGCUCUCACAGAUCUCAGGCCUAUUCUCAGGACUAGGGACACAUGGAGACUGCAAGAGACACUACCCAUCCGUGGAUCUGGUCUGAUGAGAAGCUACUUUGAAAGCACAGAGGCAAGGACAAAAGACGAAAAGCUAGUGCAAACAUGGUAUGCCAAACAUGGACGGGCAAACUUCGUGAGAGGUCAGAAGACUUCCCUCCUGAGUCAAGAGCAGGGCUCUGCGUACAUGCUUAACAACGGCGCUGAUUCGAUCAACGUCCUCAUGGGCCCCCCCACCGACCCUCAACUACACCCACUCGAAAAGAACUCAUUCGUCAACAUCGCAGAUCCCUUUGAAAACAAAGCGGAAAGACGUGGCUCGCUGUUGAAUCUAGGCUCGCGCAUCCAGGACGCUCAGUGGAUGACCAAUGAAGACGGUGGCACACAAUACCUCGCUGUUGCUGUUGAGCAAAGAGACAUGACGACUCAGCAACCGCUACCAAUGGGGCAAUCAACCGCACCUGCAUUUUCAGCCACAAAACCAUUCGCUGCUUCGGUCCAGAUAUGGGCUUUCGAAUCUACGAAGACAUGCGCAUUGGAUCCCUCGAAGAAGCCCCGGCUUGCUCUAGUGAUAUGUACGGACUGGGGCGCUCCAAAACAGCUCAGAUGGUCUCCUAUCAAGCCACACGACCGAGACUUACCAUUGGAUGAUGCUAGGACAGAUCAGAUAGUCGACGUUGGGAUUCUUGCAGGCAUAUGGUCUGACGGACGCGUUAGGGUGCUCAACAUCGAAAUCCCCAAGACCGAUGCGGAAAACACUGAGACUACUUUCUUGCAAAUUUCACAGGCAGCUUUCGACACCGCGAUACCACAGACUGUUCCAACAUGCUUGCAAUGGCUCUCUGGCUCGACUCUCGCAGUUGGAACCUCUGCGGGCACCUUAGCCAUAUGGACGCUGACUCGUCCGGGAACUCUUUCAACCACUGGAGUAGAUGGCGCUAGCCCUAGACCUUGGUUCUACAAGCAGAUUGGAGACACAUACGUCUUGACACUUCUGUCCGGCUGGCCUUCACAGCCCCACUUUCUCUCAGCAAGUACAGCGGAUGGCUUUGCUCGGCUCUAUGAUAUACGGUCUCCGGACGCAGACAACGUCGUCUCGGUACGUGGACGAGUGCUGGUCGUCACUCAGGCAUGGCAUGAGCAUACACAGUCGUUCAUCAUGCCGGAUGAACACUACAUACUCAAGCAUAACUCAAUCCGACGCUUUUACCACAACAUCUACAGUGCACGAGCCGAAAGUAGCAUCGUGCGCGUGGCAGCGAGUCCGGUACAUCCAGGUGUUCUAAUCGGAGGUGCCAAUGGAACAGUGUUUGCUACCAACCCUGUCGGGCGAGUAGUCAACACGAAGGUCGUCCCGUGGCAGCAGAAUUGGUUUGUGCAUGAAUGGAGGCCACCGGUGGAGAAUAUGGUUGCCCUACCUGACCUGGACGUCCAGAUGCAGGACGAAGAGGUUACGGAAGUUCCAAACUCGAACUCGUCGAAGGUACCGACAUCGGUGCUGUCUGAGCCCAUGGUACGCAUUACGGAAGGCUACAGAGCCACGCAGCCAGGUAUCCAGUAUUCGACAGCAUCGAAGAAGAAGCCAGAGAACGAGAACAGCACGUUGAUCACAAUCUACGAGGAGCAGUCGUCCAUCAGUGCGCUGUCAUGGAAUCCCAAUCUCAGGUUUGGAACCUGGGCAGUAGCAGGUAUGAACAGCGGGCUACUACGUGUAGAAGACAUUGGUGUCUAG